Messenger RNA from Naumovozyma castellii, 1872 nucleotides. RefSeq names its product AMP-activated serine/threonine-protein kinase catalytic subunit SNF1 (gene SNF1). Lineage: Eukaryota; Fungi; Ascomycota; Saccharomycetes; Saccharomycetales; Saccharomycetaceae. Bases 1 to 1872 code for a protein of 623 amino acids. The record is from RefSeq and is a predicted model, not a curated record. The transcript has a single exon.
AUGGAUAACAGUAGUACCGCAAGUGGUCAGAGCAAUACAGACGCUUCUCGUCGCCAUCAUCACCAUCACCACCAUCAUCAUCAUCAUUCCGGUGGCCAGAAGUCCUCCUUGAGUGAUGGUUCGCAUAUUGGUAACUAUCAAAUUGUCAAGACUUUAGGGGAAGGGUCCUUUGGGAAAGUUAAGUUGGCAUAUCAUAUGACUACGGGACAGAAAGUUGCCUUGAAAAUUAUUAAUAAGAAAGUUCUGGCAAAGAGUGAUAUGCAGGGAAGAAUUGAAAGAGAAAUUUCAUAUUUGAGAUUAUUGAGACAUCCUCAUAUUAUAAAACUGUAUGACGUCAUCAAGUCAAAGGAUGAAAUUAUUAUGGUUAUGGAAUAUGCAGGGAAUGAAUUAUUCGAUUAUAUUGUACAAAGAGAUAAGAUGAGUGAAGAUGAAGCUAGGAGGUUUUUUCAACAAAUUAUCAGUGCAGUGGAGUAUUGUCAUAGACAUAAGAUUGUUCAUAGAGAUUUGAAACCAGAAAAUUUAUUAUUAGAUGAACAUUUGAAUGUUAAGAUUGCGGAUUUCGGUCUUUCCAAUAUCAUGACUGAUGGUAACUUCUUGAAGACAUCAUGUGGGUCUCCAAAUUAUGCAGCACCAGAAGUCAUUAGCGGAAAAUUAUAUGCAGGUCCUGAAGUCGAUGUUUGGUCAUGUGGUGUCAUUCUUUAUGUCAUGUUAUGCCGUCGUUUACCAUUUGAUGAUGAGAGUAUUCCAGUUUUGUUCAAAAAUAUCAAUAACGGUGUUUACACAAUCCCAAAAUUUUUAUCUCAAGGUGCUUCCACGUUAAUUAAGAAAAUGUUGAUCGUUAACCCAUUAAACAGAAUUAGUAUUCAAGAAAUAAUGCAAGAUGAAUGGUUCAAAGCUGGGUUACCAGAAUAUUUGAUACCUCAAGAUUUGAAACAACCAACGGAGGGAAUAACUUCCCAACCUCAAGAACCUAAUGGUGAACCUCCAUCUCAACAAAAUGAUGAGAUUGAUGAUGAAUUAGUCACUGUGUUAUCAAGAACAAUGGGUUACGAAAAGGACGAAAUUUAUGAAUCCCUAGAAUCUAGUGAAGAUACUCCAGUUUUCAAUGAAAUUAGAGACGCAUAUAUGUUAAUUAAGGAUAAUAGAUCGCUAGUCAAGGACAUGAAGGCUGAUAAAUCAAUCGGAGAUGAAUUGGAUACAUUCUUAGCACAAUCGCCACCAUCAUUCGAACAACAAAAGAAAAUACAUUCCUCCUCCACGGGGCCAAAUAAAUUAUCCAAGGGUUCCAAACGUAUAAGUUCUGUAACACAGCAAAGAACAUAUCAUCAACCUCCAUUUAUGGACCAAUCUAAGGAGGAAGAUUCCACAAUCUCCAUUUUACCAACAUCUCUACCUCAAAUUCAUAGAGCAAAUAUGUUAGCACAAGGUUUACCUGCGGCAUCAAAGAUUUCACCCUUAGUUACCAAGAAAUCUAAAACUAGAUGGCACUUCGGUAUCAGAUCUCGGUCUUACCCAUUAGAUGUGAUGGGGGAAAUUUAUAUAGCAUUGAAGAACCUGGGCGCUGAAUGGGCUAAACCUUCGGAAGAAGACUUAUGGACGAUUAGAGUCAGGUGGAAAUAUGAAAGUGGCACCCUCAAUAGAAAUAAUGAAGGUAUCCCGGAUUUAAUGAAAAUGGUUAUUCAAUUAUUUCAAAUUGAAACUAACAACUACUUGGUGGAUUUUAAAUUUGAUGGCUGGGAAAAUAGUAAUGGUGAAAUAGUAAAUCAUUCCAAUAUUUCAGAAGAUGAAAUGAGCACAUUUUCCGCAUACCCAUUUCUACAUUUGACUACAAGGCUAAUUAUGGAACUAGCCGUCAAUAGUCAAGGAAGUUAG